Molecule: messenger RNA, 1338 nt
Organism: Helicoverpa zea (corn earworm)
Lineage: Eukaryota; Metazoa; Arthropoda; Insecta; Lepidoptera; Noctuidae
Product: ferritin subunit-like
Exons: 5
Coding region: 239-874 (211 amino acids)
Biological process (GO): intracellular iron ion homeostasis; iron ion transport
Cellular component (GO): cytoplasm
Molecular function (GO): ferric iron binding; ferrous iron binding
Source: RefSeq, a predicted model, not a curated record
AGCACUUGUCAACACGAGAUGGUUCUGUUAUCGCUGCGCAGUUCAUUAUUUUCAUAUAAUCAGAGGAACCAACGUGAAUAGUACUUGUUUUCCAAUUUUGUUGCGUUCUGAUAAGUCGCCUUCUGCGCCAGUGUGUGUAAAGGCUAGACUUUCGCGAGUACUCGUACGUUACGGAACUGCUUGUCAUAACAUAAUUUGUCAAAGUAUCUGUGAUUUUAAUUAUAACAAAAAAUAAAAGAUGAAGGCCAUCCUCCUUGCUGUCGUCGGACUCCUGGCUGUAUGCCUCCCUGCUUCUGCUACACAAUGCCACGUGAACCCAGUAAACAUCCCGAAGGAGUGGGUGACAAUGGUCCGCAACUGUCGUAUGUCCAUGAGGCAGCAGAUACAGAUGGAGGUCGCUGCCUCGCUGCAGUACCUCGCCAUGGGCGCUCAUUUCUCUAGGGAUGUUGUAAACCGCCCCGGUUUCGCUCAGAUGUUCUUCGACGCUGCGUCAGAGGAACGUGAACACGCCAUGAAGCUCAUCGAGUACCUUCUGAUGAGAGGAGAACUGACCUCUGAUGUUACCACCCUGCUGCAAGUUAGGGCCCCCGAACGCAAGACCUGGGAAGGCGGAGUAGAAGCCCUGGAGCACGCGCUGCGCAUGGAGAGCGAGGUCACCAAGAGCAUCAGGAACGUCAUCAAGUCCUGCGAAGACGACUCCGAGUUCAAUGAUUACCAUCUGGUUGACUACCUAACUGGAGACUUCUUGGAAGAGCAGUACAAGGGUCAACGCGACAUCGCCGGCAAGGCCUCUACCCUCAAGAAGCUCAUGGACCGCCACGGUGCUCUCGGAGAGUUCAUCUUCGACAAGAAACUUAUUGGCAUCGACAUCUAAGUCAAUCGCCACCAUGUAGUUUAAAAACUAUCAAUAAAACCUUCUUAUUGUAACCUAUUUUUUUAAUCUGUUGCCAUUUGUUAAAAAAAAGUUUUGAGUCGCUGUUUAGAAUGUUUGAAAAUCAAAAUACGUAUUGUUCUUUUCUUAAUUUGCAAACAAAAUGGCGUAUACUAUACUUAUUUUUGUAAUAAAAAUUCACAAAUUAGCCAACCCCGUAGGUAUUAUUGUACAAAAUAUUAGUUUAAGAAUAAUUUCUGUAUUUAAAAUCAUGUACUCCACUUUAGAUUGUAUGCAGUCAAUUAUAGGCUUAUUUUUGUCGUCUGGUAACACUGUACGGCAAAAACGCGAUUUCUUAUUCCUAUUGCAACACUUUUUUCCAUCAAAAAGUGCUUAUUGAACAAAAAUAUGGCUGUUUAUAAUUUUGUUUAAUUAUUUCGUAAAAUAAAGUUGAUUCAUACAUUAAA